Messenger RNA from Crotalus tigris (Tiger rattlesnake), 715 nucleotides. RefSeq names its product cytosolic iron-sulfur assembly component 2B (gene CIAO2B). Lineage: Eukaryota; Metazoa; Chordata; Lepidosauria; Squamata; Viperidae. The transcript has 5 exons. The record is from RefSeq and is a predicted model, not a curated record. Gene Ontology annotation, biological process: iron-sulfur cluster assembly. Gene Ontology annotation, cellular component: cytosolic [4Fe-4S] assembly targeting complex. Bases 103 to 585 code for a protein of 160 amino acids.
GGCCUUGCCCGGAAGUGAUGCGUUGGCACGAGCUCUCCUACGCCGGAAGUAGCCCGCCCGGCAAGUGGGCCGUGCAGUGUGGGCGCCCGGCCUGCUGUCUUCAUGGUGGGCCCGUCUGGCGGCGGCUUGGAGAACGCCAACCCCCUGGUCUACCGGCGCCAGGGCGAGCGGCCCACCACGGCGCGCGAGCAGGAUGAGGGCCUGCCCGACGCUAUCGACGACCGCGAGAUCUUCGAUCUCAUCCGCGGCAUCCACGACCCCGAGCACCCGCUGACCCUGGAGGAGCUGAACGUGGUGGAGCAGCUCCGCGUGCAGGUGAGCGACGCCCAGAGCGCCGUGUCGGUGGAGUUCACGCCCACGAUUCCGCACUGCAGCAUGGCGACCCUCAUCGGCCUCUCCAUUAAAGUGAAGCUGAUCCGGUCCCUCCCGGAGAGGUUCAAGGUGGAUGUCCACAUAACACCUGGGACGCAUGCUUCCGAGCAUGCAGUAAACAAGCAACUUGCUGACAAAGAGAGAGUAGCGGCUGCCUUAGAGAACAUGCACUUGCUCCAGGUGGUGAACCAGUGCUUGUCGGGACGAUCUUAGUGCCUCUGUUUGUGUGUGUCUCUCUGAGCAUCUUCAAGGUCUGGUGGAGGCCGGCUUCUUGGCGAAAAAAGGUCUUUUACUUGUCAUCUGUCUACGCUGGAGUAAAAUAAAUGUAGUUCUUUAGCAAAAA